AUGGCCGACGACGGCGGCCGGGGCUUCACAUUAUACCAUCAGCGCAAUGUCAUUGAGGUCGACUUUGCCGGGGCGCUUUACUGCACUGCGCACCUCACGAUCCAGCCGACCAACCCCCAAUUGCGCACCGUGUUCCUGCACGCGUCGCCGCUCCUCCACAUUGGCGCCGUAACCCUCUCGAGCCCGACCGAGGCAGACCCGCUCCUCCCCACUCCAGCGACUUUCAACGUCGUAAACCCGUUCCAGCCGUUGCCGGUGCGCGAACCACCGAUCGACCUCAAGAGCCAUCAGGAGAUCAAGCGCAAGACGUGGGCUGCGCUCGGCGAGAAGGAAGAGGGCGAGCUCGCCAUUUCUGUGUCACACGGAUGGGUUCGGCUAGUUGAGGGACCGCAGGGCGAUGGUGUCACUGUCAAGUUGGCUCCAAUCCAAAUCCAGAUCGACUACAGCCUGGUCGUUGGCGGCGAGGUCACGGAGGGCAUCGUUUUUCGGCGCCCAGGUGAUGGCGGCGACGAGUCGCAAAUUCCUCACAUGUUUCUCUCGCCCACUACGUCUGACGCCGCGCGGAUAUGGACACCGUGUGUCGACAGCUUGUGGGAGCGCUGUACGUGGGAGCUCGAGUUCAUCGUGCCGCGCUACAUCGAGGGCGGGGAACCGCGUGGUGACAACGAUGCUUUUCCUACCCUGGUCGUUGCCAGCGGCGAGCUGGAAGCACAGUCGACCCACCCGCACGACCCGCAUAAGGUCAUCUUCUACUACAUACAGACCACGCCCGCGUCCGUGCAGCACAUUACGUUUGCGGCCGGCCCGUUCGAGAUGCUCCAGGUUCCCGUCAUCCAGGGGCUCACUGGGAGCGAGUCGCAGAAGCCGAUUCUCGGCUUCUGCUUGCCUGGACAGCUCGACGAGCUCUCGACGUCGACGUCCUUCCUCCCCAGAGCGAUGUGCUUCUACGGCUCCGAGUUUGGCUCAUUCCCCUUUUCGGCGUACAAGAUGGUGUUCGUCUCGAACCCGCGUGCGCAGAGUUCAGUGGCAGUCACGAUGGGCGUCUUCUCGUCUGACCUUCUCCACCCAGCGAACGUUAUUGACCAGGCGAUCGAAACGCGGCAGCAUCUCUCACUCGCGCUCAUCCAACAAUGGGUUGGUGUCAACAUCAUCCAGCGCACUCUCUCGGAUACCUGGCUCAUCACCGGUCUCGCACUGUAUCUCCACUCCCUCUUCAUCCGGCAUCUUCUCGGCAACAACGAGUACAGAUUCCGAUUGAAGAAGGACAUGGACCGCUGCGCGAUCGAGGACCAGGGUGACCAGCUGCCUCUAUGUAUGCCUGGUGCCAUUGACCCUCCCUCCGCGCAGCAGUCUACCUUCAUGAGCCUCAAGGCGCCGCUUGUCCUCUACAUCCUUGACCGCCACAUCGCCAAGUCGGGCACGAACUUAGGCCUGUCGCGCGUCAUCCCCCGCAUCUUCCUCGCCUCGCUGUCGGACGAGUUACCAAACAACAUGCUCUCCACAUCCUACUUCUUCCGGUUGUGCCGCAAAGUCAGCGGCAUGGACCUUCUCACCUUCGCAGACCAGUGGGUCUAUGGGAGUGGCUGCCCGGUCAUCUCGAUCCGGACCAACUUCAUUCGCAAGAAGUUCCUCGUCGAGUUUACAGUCGAGCAGAGCCAACCCGCGCUGGCGGCGGCGGACGCGUUGGAUCCGAAGGGCAAGGAAAAGAUGCUCACAAGCAGGCGGCCAACACCCUUCUUCGAGGGGAGUUUGACCGUGCGCAUCCACGAAGCGGACGGCGCGCCGUUUGAGCAUCUCGUCGACCUGAAGACGAACAAGAAGACCUUCCCUCUGCCCUUCAACACCAAGUACAAGCGUACAAGGCGAAGUGGGCACGUUGCUGCGCGUUUCUCCAAGUUGCAGGACGCGCUCGCUCAAGCGGACGACAACGACGAGGAUCAGGAGGCCGAGCUGCGUGACUUGGACCGCGGCGAGGUCUUCGCGUACCCUCCGUGGGAGGACGAGGAAGAGCAACGCAGGUGGCGCGUGCACGACUGGAGCGAGGAGGAAGCGCAGGCCAUGUUGGGUGAGGGAGGCGGGUACGAGUGGAUCCGGGUCGACCCGGACUUGGAAUGGCUCGCCAAGUUUGAGAUCCAUGAGAAGCCUUGGUUCUGGAUUUCCCAGCUCCAGGGGGACCGGGAUGUCGUCGCACAGCUGCAGGCCAUCCAGUCAAUGUCACACGCCUCGUCACCAGUGAUCGCCAGUGAGCUUGCGCGCACAGUAUUGGUGGAAAAUUACUUCUACCGCGUGCGCAUGGAGGCAGCGCGUGCUCUUGUUGCUUACAACACUGCUGAGGCGGACUACAUGGGUGGCUUUUGUCUCAUGAAGCUGUUCCACACGUUCUACUGUCAACCGACAGACGAAGAGGAUCCGACGUUGGCUCCAGUUUACCCUCUCCCGAACGACUUCUCCAACUUCGCCCAGUACUUCCUGAAGAAGUGCAUGAUCACUGCGAUGUGUGAGAUGCGAGAUCAGCAACCCCGCACAGUCUGGCGGCAUGUAAGGCGACUCCUCCUCGAACUACUGCAGCAGAACGAUAACAGCUUGAACGAGUACUCGGACUCGCACUACGUCGCCACGGUGAUCAGCGCGAUCGGCUCUGCGUUCUCUGCUGGCACCAACGCUGCUACGAAUAUGACGGAUCACGACAAGGAGGUCGACGCACAGUUGUUGCGUGAUGCCAUGGACGCCAACGAGAGAGCGAUUACAGUGGACCGCCUUGUACCCAGCUACCACAACGUCGUGACACUGGCUGGACUGCAGGCUCAGAUGAAGUCCAUACUGGUUGGGCAGAGGACCAACGACCCCCGCAUGUUCUUACACUACACUCGUGAGGGCAACUACGAGCCGCUACGCCUCAUGGCGUUCGAUUGCCUUCUUCUGUGCAAGUCGCCGGGCCGCAGUCAGCCGCUAGCGCAGUAUCUCUUCCACGUGAUCCGGCACGACUACUCGCUCACCGUGCGCAGGCAUGUCGCGCGUGCCUUCUCCGAGUCGAUCCUCAUGACGCUCGCCGUCGGCGAGGUGCACAUGAGCGUCACUCCGGGUGGCAUUGUCGAGGUCACGGACAAUUUGGAGCAGCGUGAGAAGGAGCGAGACCAGGAACAGGCCAAGAUCGUGAAGGCUGUCCGCAAGGAGUUCAACUCCAAGCCCGAACUGCGACACGAACUGCUGGAAGCCCUGACGGUCUCGUUCACUGGGACGGACCGCGAGAUCCUCUUCGCGCUGAUCAAGGCUGCCGAGAUUAUCAGUCUCACGACGGCGGAACCCAAGCCGGGAGCGAUAAUCAAGCUCCAGACGCCUGUCACAGAAUCGCCUGCAGCGGCCGCCCCCAAAAUCCGCUUUAGCAUGACUCCCUCCUCCACGCCAGUCGACCCGCGCGGUCCUGGCGACACCUCGGACUACGGCUUCCCGCGGGCCCCUCCAGCCGAUGCGGCAAGCCCUCCGGCAGCGGCAGCUGCGCCUAUAAAGCUUGUUCUCAACAACUCUGGUCCGCCAAAGGACAAGAAGAAGAAGAAGAAGAACGUUCCGAAGGCGCAGACGGCAGGCCUGUCUGACGACGACUUUAAGGUCGUUACGCACGUCAUGGCCAAGCUGCAGGCCGACAAGCGCUCACUAUUCUUCCGACAUCCGGUUGACCCCGUACGCGACCACGCUCCAGAUUACACCUCGAUCAUCAAACGUCCCAUGGACCUGAUGAGUGCCAGUGCCAAGUUCGAGGGCGGUCAGUACGCGACACGCAAGGAGUUUGAGGACGACAUCCGUCUUAUUGUCUCGAACUGCUACCUGUACAACCCUGUUGGCUCGCCGGUCCGCAAGGCUGGAGAAGCGUUCGAGGUCAUGUUCGAUCGACUGUGGAAGAAGACGGAGAGAACGCUGAACGCUUCCAGCGGUAUCGACUCGGGACCUGCCUCACCGAGGCCGCCACCUGCAGGGGUGCCCCAGCUCAUGCCGCCACCGCCGGUACCGGUAGCCAACGGCCCGAAGAUCAAGUUGAAACAAGCAAAGACGGUAACGAUUGUCACUGGCCCCGCACAGAUGGCGCCGCCUCCCGUCCCGAAGAAGGCAGCACCUCCACCUCCGAAGGAGAAGGAGAAGCCGGCGAAGAAGAAGAAGGUGUCCAUGGUUGACGACCUCCUCGGCGCCGAGCUCGACUUGCUGGAGGGCACUGCACCUGGGCCGUCAAAGGCCCCCAAACAGCCCAAACAGCCCAAGUCGCGCCAGCGCUCCUCGCCAGACGACGAGUUGGAGGACUUGCUUGGUAACUCUCCUCCGCCCACGAAGAAGAUAAAGUUGAGCGCCAAGCCGAAGGCGCCAUCGUCUGGCGGCUCAUCGUCCGGUCCUGCCUCAAUGGCUGGCAGUCCUGCGUUCGUGCCUCGCGACAAGAGUCCUGCGUUCGUGCCCCGCGGCCAGAGCCCUUCGUUUGUCCCCCGUGACAAGGGUGACAAGACAAAGCCAGGCUCGAGCGGCCUCAAGGCCACUGUCGCCAUCGCCAGUUCGUCGAAGCUGUCUGUUGAGAGCGCGAGGCACAAGGUUGCAGAGAGCAAAAGGAAGGAGCGGGAACGUAGCGCCGAGUGGGACGGGAAGCGGGCUGGCGAGCCCUCCAAGCCGCGCAUCGACGCCUAUAAGCCGCGCAGCUCGGAUGGCAAGCGGGGCGAAAGUUCCAGGGCGCCGAAUCCCACUGCAGAGUUCCGCGAGGCACUCAAGAAGCCCGAGAAGAAGGCCAAAGAGAAGCCACGGGAACGGACGCUUUCGCCUGCCCGCCCCCCCGGCGUGCCCGUCUUCUCUCCUCCUCCGCCAAUCGACUCGUUAAUGUCAGGGCCCGUGCCCGCGCAACCAGUUGUGGCGCGUACCACUGCUGCACCGGCGCCGACCCGCGUGUCUCCUGUCCCUCCCGCGCCUGUCGCAAGUAUGGCGUACCUGCCGCUACCGGUACGGUGGCCUAAGCCUCCCGCGGACCUGGCCCCGACGGUGGGGAACACUAUGCCGUUCAGGCAGAAGCGCGCCAAGGCCAUGGUACAGGCGCUCAUCAAGGACCCUGCGGCUUUAUACUUCCUUAGACCCGUCGACCCUGUGCUCGACGGCUGCCCAACCUACUACGAGGAGAUCAAGCAUCCUUCGGACUACCAGUCGAUCAUGAAGAAGAUCGAUGGGAAGAGGUACCGCACGAUGGGAGAUAUGGCCAAGGAGAUCGAGUUGAUCUUCGCGAAUUGCCGACAGUUCAAUCCCCCUGGCCCGAUCACGGACAUGGCAGCGAAGAACGAGGAGCUGUUCUGGAAAGAGUGGGCGCGCGCAGUCAACCCCCGCAUGACGCCGGAUGAACGCAAGCUGAUGCUUACGGCACUCAACCGUGCAUUCAAGGAGCAAGUGUCGUUCAUCUUCCGAGAGCCCGUCGACCCUGUCAAGCUCGGCAUUCCGCAGUACUUUGAGAUAAUUCCGCAGGAGGAGGCGCGAGAUCUCAGCUUAAUCCGCGCGAAUCUCGAGCGCGGCAAGUACCAGCAGGCGCGGCAGGUCGACGAUGAUUUUGAGCUCAUGCUCGAGAACGCACGUGUGUUCAACGGCGAGGGCCCAAUUACGGACUUAGCGAACCAGUUUGGACAGUGGUGGAAGGCACAGCGGGGGAAGAUGGAGGCGUAG
This is a messenger RNA of Cutaneotrichosporon cavernicola, 5673 nucleotides long. RefSeq lists its product as uncharacterized. The coding region runs from base 1 to 5673 and encodes 1890 amino acids. Gene Ontology annotation, molecular function: transcription cis-regulatory region binding; protein binding; chromatin binding. Lineage: Eukaryota; Fungi; Basidiomycota; Tremellomycetes; Trichosporonales; Trichosporonaceae. Gene Ontology annotation, cellular component: transcription factor TFIID complex. The record is from RefSeq and is a predicted model, not a curated record. Gene Ontology annotation, biological process: transcription initiation at RNA polymerase II promoter. The transcript has 11 exons.